UACUCCAUCGACAUCUCCCUUGGCACCCCACCUCAAUUGCAAACCCUACAAUUCGACACCGGCUCGUCAGGUCUAAUCAUACCAUCCUCGACCUCCACCCUCUGCACCUCCCUCGCCAUCCUGUGCUCCGUCCUUGGAGCGUUUACCAGCGCAUUGAGCGCCACAUUCUCCAAUACCGGACAGAGCGUUACCACAGGCUUCAUCGACGGCGCCAGCGUGACAGGGACGUGGUUUUACGAUACCGCAUCCCUUUCUGGCGUGUCUAUUCCGUCGCAGCUCGCCGUGCUGGCCACGUCCGGGUCAGGAAUCAGUCAAGGUGUGCUUGGCGUAGGAUGGCCGGCAAACUACCCGACUUUGAACCACAAUCUUGCUGCGAAUGGACUGAUCGCGAGUAACAGCUACAGUCUCUGGCUCGACUCGCUCUCCUCCGCCACCGGCACAAUUCUAUUCGGCGGGCUAGAUCGGAGCAAGUUCGUCGCACCACUGCAUACCGUGCCGGUGGUGGGCGGGACGACAAACAGCGACGGCAGUGUGACAUACUUCCAGCCUAUGGUCGAAGUGACUGGAUUGUCCAUCGGUAAUGGUCCAGGUAUUACAGGGAGUGGAUACUCUCUGCAAGCCGCGCUCGACACGGGGACUGGUUUGACGGUCCUUCCGGCGGGAGUCGUAGGAUCAAUUGCGAGCGCUGUGGGAGCGAUGUAUUAUCCGCUGGGUUCGACAAGUGGGAAUACAAUCAUUCCCUGCGCCAAUGUUGCUAAUCCGUACCAUUUGAGCAUCGUCUUCUACUUCACUGGCGUCAGCGUCAGCGUCGACUUGGCUCAGAUGGUGUUGCAGGACGUCGGUAAUCUGAACGGAGUGGAGAUGUGCCAGUUCGGACUAUAUGGAGCAGCGGAUGGAAGUGGGCUGCCGACCAUCCUUGGCGACAGUUUCUUGCGAAGCGCGUAUGUGGUGUAUGAUCUUGACCAUAAUCGCAUCGGCCUGGCGCAGACUAUCUUCAACGCGGACAGCCCGAAUAUCGUGGAGAUC
Molecule: messenger RNA, 1026 nt
Organism: Baudoinia panamericana UAMH 10762
Lineage: Eukaryota; Fungi; Ascomycota; Dothideomycetes; Mycosphaerellales; Teratosphaeriaceae
Exons: 1
Biological process (GO): proteolysis
Molecular function (GO): aspartic-type endopeptidase activity
Source: RefSeq, a predicted model, not a curated record